AUGGAAGCCGACCGGUCUGAGGUUCCGCAAUAUGCUGCGGAUUCUGACAGCUCCAGCGACUCCGAUAGUUCGAGUGAAUCGGCACUUUCUUCGAAAGAAGUGACAGUGAACGUUGGCGUUGAAGAAUACGAAGACGAUGACAACGAGGAGCUGCAGGAUCAGAAAAAGAAUACUUUCUCAGCUAGUGAAAAUAAGAACUGCUUUCUGAUUGAUGCUGAGCAGGACGCGGUACUUGUGGGCUUGAGCGAAAAGCAGCGGAUGUACAUCUCGGGGGUUUUCAAGCUGCAGGUGGUCAAAGGCGGGAUUAUAUACAACAAUGUGCAUUACAACGCGUCUAGCGAGAAAUUCAACGUUUGGCAUCCGCUGUGUAAUGCAGUUCCUGCCAUUCAGGGCUCGUUUUACGCCGGGUGGGAAGAAACUCUCCCGAUCGGGGACAGAUACAGAGACAUUGUUUUAGAUGAACUGAGCGAAUAUUCGUGUGUUGUAAAGAUUCAGAAUGGGUGCGUCAAAGGCCUUAUGGGUGCGGCCGAACUUUUCCCUGAUGUGCGAUAUCUGUGGAGGACGCCGGAUAGUCGAAAAUUGGGUUUCGUAUCUGAUAAUUGCACCUAUAGCAUUAUGAGGGAGGAUGUAGAUCAAUUUAAUGCCCUUCACAUAUCCAACGAGUGGUCGACUAGUAUUGAAAAACUUACUGUUGUGCACAAGAGCUCUCUGCAUGAUACAAGGAUAAUGAUAAUAGGUGGCAAGAAUUCCGGGAAAUCUACACUUCUGCGACUGCUAACCGAAAACUUUCUUUUCGGCGGAGACAUGCAAGCUGUGGAUAACGAAAUAUCAUACCUAGAUUUGGAUCCAGGUCAACCAGAAUACUCAGAUCCAGAUUGCAUUUCAUUAACCUGCGUCCAGCGCAAAACGAGGGUAUUGGGGCGGCAUCUCGGACAGCCGUGUUUCGAAGUACUGCGCCAGCAUUACAUAGGAUCCAGUUCCCCUCAGGAAAUGCCAAGCUCCUAUUUAGAGUGCGUCAGUGAUUUGAUCAGCUAUCUCGAAGAGCUUAAUCAGAUGGGGACAUCAUUGGUAAACUUACCAGGAUGGAUUAAGGGCUUUGGUUUAAAUAUUAUAGGCCACAUACUUUCCAGAUACAAGCCCACCCACAUUGUCAUUUUAGAGUCGAAAGGGUCUAGAAGACACUUGAGUGACCUGAACUUGGAUUUAACUUUUAACUCCUCUUCGCGCUCCGACUACAGACCAGUCGUAACAACAAUGACCGGUAUAUCAGUUAAUCCAGACGACUUUAGGUUCCAGCCGCCUCAAAUAAGGACUUUUAAAACUUUGUCAUACUUCCACAUGAAGGAGAGGUCUACCACAAGCCUUUCGUAUGAUUUUUCUCCCCUUCUUUUGAAACCUCCCUUGCAAAUCUCCUUUGGGAUUACUGGUAUUCAAGGUUUCAGUUUCCCAGAAGAAUUUGCUGGGUUGCAUGAGAACGAUAUCAGGACAGCUUUAGAAGGCACCAUUGUGGGCCUCUACAUGUGCGUUAACAGUUUCCAGGACUCACUGGCCAUCAAGGGUGCGUUCCCAAUUCUAACCCGUAGACUGGUUAAAAUGGAAUUCGUUUCUUUAGUCCUAGUACACUCCGUUGAUACCGAUGCGAAGCUCCUGAAUGUUUUCGUGCCAGAAACGAAACUGGGCGUCCUGAGAGGCAACUCACGAACUUCGUGGCUCGUUCUGCGAGCCAAAUCUGAGACACCAUUUUGUGAGCUAUACCCAAGAAACAAUAUGUUCUCCGGUGCUCGCACCCCGUAUGUCUCCUUCGAUCUCAGAAAGAAACAUGAGCAUGUAUGGAAGGUUCGUAAAAACGUCAUGAGAAGGGGACAUCAUCUUAAGUGA
Messenger RNA from Torulaspora globosa, 1878 nucleotides. It is a transcript of the gene GRC3, whose product is annotated as polynucleotide 5'-hydroxyl-kinase. NCBI's taxonomy places the organism in Eukaryota, Fungi, Ascomycota, Saccharomycetes, Saccharomycetales, Saccharomycetaceae. Gene Ontology annotation, cellular component: nucleus. Gene Ontology annotation, molecular function: polynucleotide 5'-hydroxyl-kinase activity. The transcript has a single exon. The record is from RefSeq and is a predicted model, not a curated record. The coding region runs from base 1 to 1878 and encodes 625 amino acids. Gene Ontology annotation, biological process: cleavage in ITS2 between 5.8S rRNA and LSU-rRNA of tricistronic rRNA transcript (SSU-rRNA, 5.8S rRNA, LSU-rRNA).